Molecule: messenger RNA, 2081 nt
Organism: Apaloderma vittatum (bar-tailed trogon)
Lineage: Eukaryota; Metazoa; Chordata; Aves; Trogoniformes; Trogonidae
Gene: PLCD1
Product: phospholipase C, delta 1
Exons: 13
Biological process (GO): phosphatidylinositol-mediated signaling; lipid metabolic process
Molecular function (GO): calcium ion binding; phosphatidylinositol-4,5-bisphosphate phospholipase C activity
Source: RefSeq, a predicted model, not a curated record
UCUCCAUUGAAGAUAUUCGGGAUGUGAGGUCAGGCCAUAAAACAGAAGGUAUGGAAAAAUAUGCCAAGGAUGUCCCAGAGUAUCGCUGCUUUUCCAUCAUUUUCAAAGACCAGCGGAAAAACCUGGACCUCAUUGCGAGUUCAGAGGAUGAUGCCAACCACUGGAUCUCCGGCCUUGCAAAAAUCAUAGCCCACAGCAACUCCAUGAACCAGAAACAGAAACUCCAACACUGGAUUCAUACCUGCCUGCGGAAAGCUGAUAAAAACAAAGACAACAAGAUGAGCUUGAAAGAGCUCAAGGACUUCCUGAAAGAAGUGAACAUUGAAGUCGAUGACUAUCAUGCCAAGAAGAUUUUCCAGCACUGUGACAAGUCCAAAACAGAGGCUCUGGAGGAUGAUGAGAUAGAGGAAUUUUACAAAAUACUGACUGAGAGGAAGGAAAUAGACAAGAUCUUCCAAAAGUACUCAGAUGCAGAAGGGUUCAUGUCCUGCCAGAACCUGGUGAGGUUUCUCUAUGAGACACAGCAAGAAGAAGAUGCUGUUGUUGCUGCCCCUGCCUUAAUCCAGAGAUAUGAGCCCAAUGAAAGAGCCAAGAGGGGUAACGCUAUGACCAAAGAUGGUUUCCUGAUGUACCUGCUGUCCGAUGAUGGAAAUAUAUUCAACUCCUCUCACCGUAAAGUUUACCAGGACAUGACUCAACCUCUCAGUCACUACUUAGUGUCAUCCUCACACAAUACCUAUCUUAUGGAAGACCAGCUCACAGGUCCGAGCAGCACAGAAGCCUAUAUCAGAGCCCUCACCAAAGGCUGCCGCUGUGUGGAACUGGAUUGCUGGGAUGGCCCUAACUCAGAGCCCGUCAUUUAUCAUGGCUACACUCUCACCUCCAAGAUCCUCUUCAGUGAUGUCAUUAAGGCAAUCAAGAACUAUGCUUUCAAAACCUCACCAUACCCUGUCAUCAUUUCCCUGGAGAACCACUGCAGCGUCGAUCAGCAGAAGGUCAUGGCUCAGCACAUGACGACAAUCCUGCAGGACAUGCUCUUGGUUGCCCCAGUUGAUGGAAGCAAAUCCCAGUUCCCCUCCCCAGAGCAAUUGAAAGGGAAGAUCCUUGUGAAAGGCAAGAAGCUGAGCAGGCACGAGGACCCCACCGGAGCAAACGGGAACAACAACCUGGAGGCUGAGGAUGUUUCUGAUGAAGAUGAAGCAGCUGAAAUGGAAGAUGAAUCUGUGAAGACCGAGAUACAGCAGAAGGGGAAGAGUGACACCUUGAAGCUGGCAAAGGAGCUGUCAGACACAGUUGUUUACUGCAAGAGUGUCCAUUUCAAUGGCUUUGAGGACCCCAGCCAUCCUCGGCCUUUCUACGAGAUGUCAUCAUUCACGGAAAGCAAAGCUCUGAAACUAGCCCAGGAGUCUGGAACCAGUUUUAUUCAUCACAACAUCAGGCACCUGAGCCGGAUCUACCCUGCAGGCUGGAGGACAGAUUCUUCCAACUACAACCCCACUGACUUGUGGAACGUCGGCUGCCAGAUCGUUGCCCUAAAUUUCCAGACAGCAGGCACAGAGAUGGAUGUCUACCAGGGUCGGUUCCAGGACAAUGGGUUUUCUGGGUAUGUCUUAAAGCCGGAAUUCCUCCGGGAUGAGCAAACCAAAUUCAAUCCAAAAUCCAUCACAGAAGGAACAUGGGGGACAAAGAAGAAGCUUCUGCUUAAAAUCAUCUCUGGUCAGCAGCUGCCCAAGGUGAACAAAAGCAAAAACUCCAUCGUUGACCCUAAGGUGACGAUAGAGAUCCAUGGGGUCCAGCAGGACAACAACAAGAAGCAGACCAAAGUUAUUGAAAACAAUGGCUUUAACCCGAAAUGGGACGAAGAGUUUACAUUUGACAUAGAAAUCCCUGCACUUGCCCUGGUCCGGUUUGUGGUGGAAGACUUCGACAUGUCAACCAAGAACGAUUUCAUUGGGCAGUACACCCUUCCCUUCACCAGUCUGAAGCAAGGUUACCGCCACAUCCAUCUUCUAACCAAGAAUGGAGACCUGUACUCCUCCUCCACCCUUUUUGUGUACGUCAAUAUCCAGGAUUGUGAUUAG